Messenger RNA from Talpa occidentalis (Iberian mole), 3743 nucleotides. RefSeq names its product MAK16 homolog (gene MAK16). The record is from RefSeq and is a predicted model, not a curated record. NCBI's taxonomy places the organism in Eukaryota, Metazoa, Chordata, Mammalia, Eulipotyphla, Talpidae. The transcript is spliced from 11 exons. Gene Ontology annotation, cellular component: nucleolus; preribosome, large subunit precursor. Gene Ontology annotation, biological process: maturation of 5.8S rRNA; maturation of LSU-rRNA. The coding region runs from base 478 to 1374 and encodes 298 amino acids.
CAUGAUUUCCCGGGGUGUCUCAUUGAGAGAAGGAAAUAUGUAGACGGAGAAGAUGAUCCUGAAACCCACUUUACCAUACUCAAAAGUGUACCGGGUCAGAGUGCAUAACCGAUGCAUAACAGAUGAAAUGAACAAUCCCAAGUCAAGACUUGCAUGUCUGUCGGAGUAGUAGUGCUUUAAAGGCAUCUGGAGGAAGGCUCUGCAGGCAGGGUAGGAAGUCGCUAAGCAGGGCCUGCCACAAACCCCCAGCUGCACUGAAGCGCAGAUGGAGCCGGAACUGGCCCCAGAAUGCACGAUCCCGGGACGUAGUCCAAGCCCCGAGAGCCCACGGAAGUUCGGUCGCCAGGGGGCGCUGAGCAAGUCCGGGAUCGCAGAAAUCUCGCGAUUAGCGAGACUAGGCCUCCCGGAAGUGAGACCUCGGAAGGAGCAUGGCCGCUCUCCUCACCUGACCAAGCUCUGCUGGCCGCCCGGGACACCAUGCAGUCAGAUGAUGUAAUCUGGGAUACGUUAGGAAACAAGCAAUUUUGUUCCUUCAAAAUAAGAACCAAGACUCAGGGCUUUUGCAGAAAUGAAUACAACCUAACUGGACUAUGUAAUCGGUCAUCCUGUCCCCUAGCUAACAGUCAGUAUGCUACUAUCAAAGAAGAGAAAGGACAGUGCUACCUGUAUAUGAAGGUUAUAGAACGAGCAGCUUUUCCUAGGCGUCUCUGGGAACGGGUCCGGCUUAAUAAAAAUUAUGAGAAAGCACUGGAGCAAAUAGAUGAAAAUCUGAUUUACUGGCCCCGUUUCAUUCGACACAAAUGUAAGCAGAGAUUCACCAAGAUUACACAGUACUUAAUUCGAAUUCGAAAACUUACACUAAAGCGACAGAAGAAACUUGUUCCUUUGAGUAAGAAAGUAGAGCGGAGGGAAAAAAGAAGAGAGGAAAAGGCAUUAAUAGCUGCUCAGCUGGACAAUGCUAUUGAAAAGGAAUUGCUGGAGAGACUGAAACAAGAUACGUAUGGCGAUAUCUACAACUUCCCCAUUCAUGCCUUUGACAAGGCCCUGGAACAGCAGGAUGCCGAAACUGACUCCUCAGAUGCAGAGGAAAAAGACGAUGAUGAUGAUGAUGAUGAAGAUAUGGGAAAAAGAGAGUUUGUGGAAGAUGAUGAAGUGGAUGAGAGUGACAUAAGUGAUUUUGAGGAUAUGGAUAAACUGGAUGUCAGCAGUGAAGACGAUCAGGAUGAUAAAUCCUCCUGUGAAGAAGAAAAAGCCCUUAAUGCCAAACACAAAGGCAAAACACCCUUGAAAGGACCUUUGCAGAGAAAACGUGCCUACGUAGAGAUAGAAUAUGAACAGGAGACUGAGCCUGUGGCCAAGGCCAAAACUACGUGAUUUCCCUUCAGACAUUUAAAAACAGGACUAAACAUUUUGAACAACUUCUUUCGUUUGUCUUAAACACAUAUACACCUCCAGUUUUUGCUCUGUUUGUAUUUGACACAACAUUUGUGGGUUUUUUUGUUGUUGUUGUUAAUAUUUAUGCCAUUUAUAGGGCAAGAAAUCUGGGAGUGGAAGAAAGAACUUUGUUGUGAACAGAAUAUUUUUAUAACAUUGGCACAUGUGUUAAAGUAACAGCUUGAGCCCAAGAAGUUUAACAGAUGAAUUUGUGGGUGUAAAUAUUUUUAAACUUUAAAUGCUACUCAAUCUGUUUUCUUGCUGUGUGCCCCCCCACUAUAUUUAGAAAUGUCCAAACUUCUCCUUUUCCUAUUAAAAUAAAUAAAAGAAUAAAAGGAGGAAAAGGAUCUUCAAAGUUAUAAUAGUGUAAAAAUACCUCUUUCCUUAAAUAAUUCCAUUUAUACAACUGAAAUAGAAAAAAGUCCUUUCCUCUUUAGGGAGGUGAUAAAAAUUUUAAGUUCCAUGGAAGGGAGUGUCUUCAGAAGCCUGCCGCACUCUUAUGAUACAGUUCACCACUGUGCUGUCAUCACAGCUUUGGGCAAUUUUGGCCAGGAGACCCUGAAUCAUCAAAACAAAACAAAGAUAGACAUUUCUUAAGUUAUUAUUUUUCCCCCCAUUUAGUCUUGUUUCUUUUUUUGUACCGUAGUUAGAGAAGGAAAGAAUGGAUGACACACACACAUAUCACAGGAUAGGCUAUUGGCAUGCUGGGAAAUGUCCUACUGGCCCAUGAAAAAGCAGCUUAAUGCUAACCAAGCCAUAUUAGAUUCGAUCUAGGAUUUAAACUGCCUGAGACUAAAGAGCAGACAUGAAAUAAAUGAUGAAAUACUAAAUUGUACUAUCUCUGAAACAUUUUUAGGAUAUGAAUUCCAUUUUAUGCUGCUUUAUAGCUUUUAACAGAAGAUUCCUAAGUCAAGAAAUGAGGCAAUAACAUUUAAAUAUAUAUAAAUGUAGCCACGAAGUGCUAUGGCUUUAAGAAGUUAACUUUUGUGGACUGAGAGAACAAAGGAAGAGAAUUCCCAGGUAUUCACUUGACAUAUAUAACUUGACAGUAUAAAUACAAACAAGAAUUUGGAAAAACAGUUGUCCCUAAGAAACUGGGGAAAAUUUCUGGUAGCUACAUUACUUAAUCUAUGUUAUUAUUCCUUAGUGACUUUCAACCUGUUAUUUCAGCUUUUUAUCAGAGGACUACAACAGAACGUAAAUUUUACAAACUCUUGACCAUGAUUCUUUUGUCUAAACUCUGUCCUAGCCGAGAGACAUAGGAUCCUCUUGCUUUCUGGUCUAAAUGAUUGUUUUAAAGGGGCAAUAAGGAAUUGAUGAAGCUAUUGAUGAUAAGACUCAAAGGGGGAAGACCUGUACCCUCUUGUUCACCUACAGCAUGUAAAUACUAGAGUACAAUUGAUCAUAAGAAUUACUUAAGGGUAAUGAGGCCUAAAUGAAAAGUUGCAGACUGUCCCUUACCUUCACCUGUCCUUGAGAACAGUGGUCCAGCAAAAUCAUGCAGUCUGUUGCCGCCUCUAACAAAUCAUUCUUGACAGGCUCCGGUGUGAGGCUUGAAUCCCUUGCUACAUCACAUACCAGUUUCAAAAGCGCCUUCAGUAAGACCACAAGUCUACAGGAAAUCCUGGAAUCAAGAAGAAAAGCUGCAUCAGAAUAUUAAAACCAAAAGAGAAUACAAAGACCACGUAAGUUAAAGCCCGCAUUUCAUAAGUUGAGGAACUGACGUCAAAAAAGCACAAAGCUGGAAGCAGAACUAGAGCUCAAACUCCAGAUGUCUUAACUUCAAGCCCCCUGAAACUUAUUUUUACUGCAUACUGCCCACAUUCACAAACAUGGCCUGCUUAAGAAUACCUUGUGAAUACAAUGGAUACCUGGUUUCCCUGUGAGGAGAUAGUUCCGAUGAAAGGAAGAAUUCAAGCUUUUGGCUAGAGACCAGGAGGUGGUCCAUAAUCCUUAAAGUGUUAUGCAGUCUUAGGCUUGGAUGUUAAAAGCAAAGUAAGGGAAAUAAGCUUGGCUUCAGGUACAUUUGUGUCCAUUUGAGUUUUCUGUCAUUUAAUUUCAGAUCCUACCUUAUUAUCAGUUAAAUCCAACAUAUUUACUUCUACUUGUUAGCCUUAGCUUUUAUCUUCAUGAAAAAGUUCUGGAAAACUGGUUAUAGGCAUACAAAAUUGUGAAUGUAAUGUCACUGAACUGUACACUUAAAAAUAUUUAGCAUAUAUUUUUACCACAAUAAAAAAAAUUCUCAAUAAAAUCUGAAAAAUUUACAAUGUGAAAAUAUGCAUAGUAAACCGUACUUCCAGAAAUGUGAC